AUGUCUCAUCAACAAUCAAAUUCAAUUGCAAAUGAUUUUUCCUAUUUAUUUUUUCGUAAUGGAGCUUCAUUUGAAAUAAAUUAUGAUGAUGAUGAAGAUCAUGAUAAUAUCCAAGAUGAAAAAUCUCAAUUAAAAUUAAGUGAUAUAUGUUGUUCAAUAAUUGUACAAAAUGAAUAUUUAACUGAACGUGCAUGUGAAAUAAUUCCAAAAGAAUUAUUUACAUCAUUAUUUCGUGCUGCAUUAAAUUAUACACAUGAUGAUAGUUGUAUAAAUAUCUUAAUAACACGAUGGCCAUAUCGAAUAUUUCGUUUAGAAAAUUUUGUACAAAAAAAAUUAACAUCAUUAAAAAUGUUAUUAUGUGAAAAAACUGCAUUACAACGAACAAAACAAGCGAUUAAAUAUUCCGUUAUUAUAAUACCACGUUUUAUUGAUUCAAUAAGACAACAACAACAACAAUUAAAUAAAAAAUCGCUAUCAAAUUUACGUAUACUUGAUGUAACAAAUUUUCCUGUUGUAGAAUUAAUCUUAAGAUAUAUUUCAACACAUUGCCGUUUAGCAGAAAAAGAAACCAAACGAAAUCAAUUAAUUGAUAUUUAUAAUCAACAACAUCAACAUUUAUUACCUGUACUUAGAUCUGAAGAUGACGAUAGUAAUUAUAAUGAAAUAGAUGAUCAUUCAGGAAAUUCAAAUGAUGAUCUAAUUAAAUCAAGUUCAUAUCCGAAUGAUAUAAUUAUCAUACGUUUUGAUUGUAUUAUUCAAGAUUAUCGAACGUAUGUUGAACUUCUAUCUGCUCUUCGUUCUGCAACUCCAAAUAUUCAACUACAAAUAUGUACAAUCGAUAUGCGUUGUAUUGGUUUAGCACUUGUUAGUAGUUUUCUUGAUCAUGUUGAUAAACGAUUUGUUCAUACACUUCGUGUACCAUAUAAUGUUUUAACACGACAAAACUUUAAAUAUUUUCUCCCGCGUUUACCCAAUUUAACACAAUUACAUACAUUAGAUUUAUCAUGUAAUUUUAUUGAUUUUCGUCUUAAUCAAGAUGAUUUAGAACAAUUUUGUCAUGUUUUAUCUCAGUUAAAAUAUUUAAAACAUCUUUCAUUAAGUGGUUCACCAAUAACAAAUCGUCUUGAACAUAUAUUAAAUUCGAUAAAACAUUCAUUAGAUGUAUUAAAUCUUGAUUUUUGUUCGUUAUGUGAAAAUGAUUUAAUAUGUUUAAGUCAAAUGAGUACACAUCAUCAAUUUUUACAUUUGGAUUUAGGUACAAAUCGUUUAAAUCGAUUUAUGCGUACAUUAUUAAUUGUUUUAAUGAAACAAACUCGUCUUGUUGUAUUAGAUCUUGAUUAUAAUCGUUUUUCAUCAAAUGAUUAUUUAGAAUUAAUCGCUUGUUGUCAACGUAUAACAACAUUAAAAUGUUUAAGUGUACGUGGACCAAAUUCUUUAACAACACAAUUAGCUGCUGCAACAUUUAUUGGUGAACAUUAUCCAUGUUUACGUACAUGGAAAAUCGCUUCACCUAUUGAAUAUUCUUUGAAUCGUUUUGUUGGAAAUAAUGAACAAAAUUAUUUAAUUGAAACUAUUAUGCCUUAUGAUAUGUUUGUUAAUGAAAUGAAUAAACGAGCCAAAUGUCUGGUUUCAGUAGCUGAACUUAGUGUGUGA
This is a messenger RNA of Adineta steineri, 1653 nucleotides long. NCBI's taxonomy places the organism in Eukaryota, Metazoa, Rotifera, Eurotatoria, Adinetida, Adinetidae. The record is from the annotation of a GenBank genome assembly.